CAACAAGACCUCAUUUUCAAAACCGUCGCUUGCUUUCGUCCUCCCUUUUCCUCCGCUCGUUUCUCCUCUGAGGACCGGACGAUGAGAGUCUUUGCCCACCUCACGCUCGUUUUCACUGUCCCUACUGUGCUGGUCUCCGGCUACGGAACCCCGACGCGCAGAGCCCCUGAUCCCCGCGCGUUGGAGCCCUAUACGAACGCGAGGCGGAUGGCUCUGGGGCUGCCGCCAUUACGGCCACACCGACGAGAGCAUGCUGCCCCUCGCCAGGCUGAACAGUCCGACAGUCCUCCUCACCCGUGAUCUCGUCAGCGCCGGACUUUCCUCCGUCCCCGCUUAUCCCGAGGCCAGGACGACGUGCACAAUCAGGCUUACGACGCUGGACGGCGCGGACAUGGGUUAUGUGAUGGACGCCGGGUGUGGCCCGCAGACGGCCUGUUCGGCUGGAGCCAGGAUGUCGGGACGCCGCUCCAGCUCACUUUCACGCCCGGCACCGGGACUCAGGGCGGGUCCGUCGACUUUUCGCUGAGCCAGUUCCCGGUCGGUUACUACCCGUACGUCGGCGCAGUGGUUGGUAUGCAGUUGAAGCCUCGCAGGGGACUCAGAUGGGGGUGGGCUCCGCCAAGUAGCACCGCACUACAUCGAGAGCCGGAUCUGGCUGUACGACCCGAGCGACCAGUCGAUUAUGCCGCGAUGAGACAACAGCGAUGGGUCGGGGUGGGUGCCCUGCAUCAUUCUCGUACCCGGAGGAAGCGAUCGUAUGUCUUUCCUCCUAGUACGUCCGUUCGAAUAGCUGCGGAUGUUGAUUGGCUUCGUCAGCCGCUUUGAGCCCAAAUUCGAUCAUCUUCACCGGCAGCUCGGGCGCAUUCCAUUCUGUGUUCGAUCCGGGAUUCGCGUGGCCGGACAUGGUGCGUCGUCGCUUUGGCCCGCCUCCGGGUACUACUGAGGCUGACUUGUGCCGAUACCCGCAGAUCAUGAGCUGUGAGCCCGUCACGGCGGCUGCGCCAUAAAUAGACGACUGUAUGUAUCUUCAUCUCCUCGGUCGGGGGAUAUCACAGGCAUUGCGCUCGGGCUCUGUUCGGGGAUGUUGUGUUCUGCUCUGUCAUUAGGGGUCGAUAGAAAUUCACGAGCCGGAGUGGUUGCUUACAAACGAGUCAUGCCCCAAUGGCGUGCCGCAUUAUUCAGGCUCAGGCUCAGACGCGAUUUCGAUCUACACGUAAGGUAUGGGCCACUGGCAUGUGCGCGGCUCCUUGGUCGUAUCGUACACGGAUAGAUACGGAUAGUCUUCGGGACAGGCGUUCGGACCGAGGGACCGAUCCGGGAUCUGCCGACGCUUGGGUUGACGGCUUACGUCAAACUGCGAGCGAAGUAUCCUUGAUCCGCUGCAAAAUCGGAUGCUUCUAUUGUUGCCAUCAUGUCGAUGACGUGUCACUCAGACCAGGCUUGGACAGGCCCGAGCAACAGAGCCCGACAGAGCUCAGGCUGAGAUGCGCUGGUUGCCCGAUUCCGCACCCACAUGUAAUGGGUCAGCAUGAUUUGAAAGGCAUCUUGGGAGCGUACAGAAGCUGACGAAGAGAUCUCCGCACAUCUUCGCUUGCUCCUGGCCGACGGCAAAUCGCGCAGAUUGAUCGGACAAACCUUGUGCCCGCUGCGCGUACCUGCCCAGUUGGCGCCGCACAUCUCCAAACGACUUUUCCCACUCGAUGUCAGGGCGCAGCACUGGGUGUGUGUGUGUGUGCGCCCCAUGGGAGCGCCGCGGGGCGCUGGGCAGACGAUUCCGGGUGGUCCAAGCGCGAGACGGAUCCGACGCGUGCAGUGAUCGUCGCGUCGGCGCACGGAUCACCCGCCUUUAUCACCCAUCAGCUGUGCCUUGUCGCGUCAUUUUAACAACGCACUCCCUGCAGCGUUCCUCUUCAUUCGUCCAUCUCUCUCUCUCCCCUUCCGUCUGCGCCCAUGCCGCAGUCCGACGAGAGCGUCUCCGAAGAUUCUAUCGGCGAGCCACCCGUCGCCGACUUUCUCGAGUCACGGAAGGACAUGCAGAGGGCGAAAACCAGGGCGCGUAUGGUGCGGCUGCGCCAACGCGUGAAGCAGCUCCCGCCGGACGAGCAGGAGGCCGUCAAGGCACGUGCCAGAGCCGCACGCGCGCGGUACCGAGCCAACCACCCGAGGAGCGCCUCGGCCAGGGACCCAGACUCUGCCCCGCCCGAAGACUCGCCCCCACCGCCGCCGGCUGCGGCAUUGGUGUCAGCAUCAAUCGCGUCCACGAGCGGGCCCCGGACAUGUCUGGUGCCGUCCCCCGCGUCCCAGCCACCCCCGCUGAUCGCAUCAGCAUCAUCCGUGUCGUAUUUCCGCGCCCGACGCGACGGGUGGAGAAGCGACAGCAGCAGCCCCGCCGCCGCAGCCGCCGCUUCGUGCCCCCAGUCUAGGUCUCCGCUUCUGGCUCUGCCUCCGCCCCCGCUGCAGUUGCAAUCGCAAUCGCAAUUGCAGCGACGCCCGCCGCCGCACGACGGCGCGCACACCCCUACGUACAUACGCGAACCUGCCGCCGGAAGACGAAGCGGAGUACUUCGCGUGGCUCCGCGCGGGGCGGGGAUAACAGAGGGUCUGCUGGGAACUUGGUUCCGCUGCCCCUGCCGACUGCUGCUUGCUGCCCCUGCUGCCUCUGCUGCCUGUGCCCGCGAUGUAUUUUUAGUUUCUGCUGUAUUUUUAUCGGGUCGAUCGCUGCGCAGCGAGCAUCGGCGCCAAGAGAUCGCAGUACCGCAGAUUGAACCUCCGGUGCGAGAGCGAGGAUUCGAGCUUCGGAGGGAUGGGAGGGUAGUAGACACACCCGUGUAAAAAUAACCGAUGACAUAAUAUGCCGAUGAUCUCGACAUCUUGCCUGUGAGGCUGGGGGAGAUUAUUCAUCUUCCUCGAUCUUUUCGGAAAAUUACAGUACUGACACAAUUGCUUACUCGCAUUUCUGUUUCAGUAAUUCCCGACCUGUCGGCCGAAGGAGCCCGAAGCUCGGCAAUGUUGUUUCUGAGCUGAGGGAUAUAUACGAUGCGUGUGACAAAAAGGGAUGUGCGACUUAUUGCCGAAAUGGGCCCCCGGCUACUUACUACGCAAAUCCAGGCCCGAAAAUGGCCAUCCCUCAGUCUAAACAAUAGCGAAAAUCAGGCCGGAACACCAAAC
Mycena citricolor is the source of this 3168-nucleotide messenger RNA. Lineage: Eukaryota; Fungi; Basidiomycota; Agaricomycetes; Agaricales; Mycenaceae. The record is from the annotation of a GenBank genome assembly.